Choloepus didactylus (southern two-toed sloth) is the source of this 2677-nucleotide messenger RNA. It is a transcript of the gene TAF9B, whose product is annotated as TATA-box binding protein associated factor 9b. The coding region runs from base 69 to 818 and encodes 249 amino acids. The transcript is spliced from 7 exons. Gene Ontology annotation, cellular component: transcription factor TFIID complex. The record is from RefSeq and is a predicted model, not a curated record. NCBI's taxonomy places the organism in Eukaryota, Metazoa, Chordata, Mammalia, Pilosa, Megalonychidae. Gene Ontology annotation, molecular function: RNA polymerase II general transcription initiation factor activity; protein heterodimerization activity. Gene Ontology annotation, biological process: DNA-templated transcription initiation.
AGGGGUGGAGCCUGAGUGAGGAGCCCGCCAGCUGCCCUCUAUCACCGGAUGACGACUGGGUGGAUAACAUGGAGCCGAGCAAGAUGGCGGCUCCCAAGAACGCUCCAAGAGAUGCCUUGGUGAUGGCACAGAUCCUGAAAGAUAUGGGAAUUACAGAGUACGAACCAAGGGUUAUAAAUCAAAUGUUGGAAUUUGCUUUCCGAUAUGUGACUACAAUUCUGGAUGAUGCAAAAAUUUAUUCAAGCCAUGCUAAGAAACCUAAUGUUGAUGCAGAUGAUGUGAGACUGGCAAUCCAGUGUCGUGCUGACCAAUCUUUUACCUCUCCUCCCCCAAGAGAUUUUUUACUGGAUAUUGCAAGGCAGAAAAAUCAAACCCCUUUACCACUGAUUAAGCCAUAUGCAGGACCUAGACUGCCACCUGACAGAUACUGCUUAACAGCUCCAAACUAUAGGCUGAAGUCCUUGAUUAAAAAGGGACCUAACCAAGGAAGACUAGUUCCACGGUUAAGUGUUGGUGCUGUUAGUAGCAGACCUACCACUCCUACUAUAGCGGCCCCACAAACAGUAUCUGUCCCAAAUAAGGUUGCAACUCCAAUGUCAGUGACAAGCCAAAGAUUUACGGUGCAGAUUCCACCUCAGUCCACACCUGCCAAACCAGUUCCCGCAACAACUGCAGUUCAAAAUGUUCUAAUUAAUCCUUCAAUGAUUGGACCCAAAAAUAUUCUUAUUACCACCAAUAUGGUUUCAUCACAGAAUACUGCCAAUGAAUCAAAUCCAUUGAAGAGAAAACAUGAAGAAGAUGAUAAUGAUACUAUGUAAGGAAUGUAGUCUAGCCUAGAUCCAUUUCAAAAGUUUAGUUGGUUUUGAGCCCAGUACACUGAACUAGAGCAUUCUAGAUAUUCUUAAGUUGUAUCUUAGAAAACUUAAACAUAGCUGUGAUAUUUUUCACAUUAGUUAAAACUGUUAGAUUUCAUUAGUAAGAGUAGAAAUGUUAUGCUUUAAAUACAAAAAGUUAAGUAAUUGUUUCUAAAGACUCAUUAAUGCCAAGUCCUACUAUGGCAAAUUCUAUUUUUGGAAGCAGUUUUCUGCCAUGUAUCACUGACAGCAGCACUUAAGUUUCAAUUUCUAAUGUAGGGUCAGUGACUAAUCUUUAACAGCAUAAUUUGUAAUUUACAUUUAAAUUAUUUCUUUGUAAGGUAAAUAGUCAUCUUUAUUGUCACUAAAUUCUUUGACCAAAACUCUCAAUUUAGGAAACAUUUCUGAGAUUGAUUUAGAGAAAUUCUAAAUCCAUUUUGAAUGUAUUUGUGUUUUGGUCUUUCCUAACUUUCCACUUCCUCUCAAUACCCUUUCUAGAUCCCAUUCGUUUUCUGUACCCCCUAUAGGCUUAAGUUUCUCCCCAUUCCUCUUAAAUUAAAAAAGCCAAAACUGGAAAUUUUAAAGUAUCAUUCCUCAUAGUACAGUUGAGUAUCAUUUUCAUAUUUGUAAAACAUGCUCUACAUGCCUGAUGUUGUUUCACUUAAAUUGAAGGUUAUAUUUGCUGUUUUUCUCUAUGUACAAGAGCAGUUUGGUUUUUCCCUUGCCUUUUGCACCUAUUGACUUUUACUCUGCUUUUGACAUGUAGUCGGUUACAUUCAGUUUCAGCCUUUUAUUCCAAGUUGAUAACUAUACUCAUUCCAGAGUUCUAAAUUUGACAUAGAAGAUGCGAUAGCUUAUUAAAAUCUGCCUUGACAAGUAUAUUUACACUGGACCGAGGCAAAACCACUGUAGAGCAACUGUUUUCUUCCUUUCUAGCACAUGCAGUGUGCUUUGAUCACUACUGCUUGAACCCUCCUACUGGUAUAAUUCAGAUCCUUGUUUCUCGCUUGUUGCUGAGGAUGUCAUACAUAAGAUAGGAUCAAACCUCAAAGAAGAUUUUAAUGGUUCUCCUUCCUCAGUAAGGCCAAGAAGGAAAAAAAGUUUGUGUGAUAUGACUUGUAUUUAGGUGAACUCUGCCUAGGUUUCCCAGUAUAGCUAUGUUGCUAAACACUUUUCCCUAUUUUCCAUUUAAACACAUCUAAAAAUUUUAUUGGGAAAGAUUGCAAAACUUUCACAAAUAUAACAAGACCUUUUCUGUAUUUCUUGAGUUUAAGUAAAUUUAAUUUAGUAAUACUUUUGCAGAAUUUUCUAAAAUAAAUUGUUCGUAUAAUUUAGAAUUUGUAGCCAAGGAUCCUCAAAGUUUAAAAACAUCAAGUUUCAUCCUAGGAUGGUGCUUGAUAAGUCUGAGAGAAAUCGUUCUGUAACAGGGUAGAAAUGUCCAUGACAGUUCGUUUCUGGAUAUUAGGGAAAGGAGGUAUAAAACUUAUUAAAAACAGAUCUGAUCAAACAUCAUAGAGGAGAAAUGUUGAUUAUGUAGCAUAUGAUAUCAUAAUUUGAAUGUUCUCAGGGAGGCAGCAUGUCAAAAGGCCAAGGCUCUAGUCCUGGCUCCAUCAUUUAUCAACUGUGUGACAUUAUUUCACCUCUGAGCCUUGUUCUCCUCUCCAGUAAUAGGAAAAUAACACCAACUCUGCCUACCUCACAGGGAUGUUGUGAGGGUUUAAUUGGUAUAUGUGAAAGGUCUUUCAAAAUUGUAAAAUGCUAUACAACUAUAAGGGUUUAUUAUUGUAUUUGUUCCAAGGUUAUUAAUAAAUAUCUGAACAUUA